This is a messenger RNA of Sporothrix brasiliensis 5110, 1218 nucleotides long. RefSeq lists its product as uncharacterized. The transcript is spliced from 3 exons. The record is from RefSeq and is a predicted model, not a curated record. Lineage: Eukaryota; Fungi; Ascomycota; Sordariomycetes; Ophiostomatales; Ophiostomataceae. The coding region runs from base 1 to 1218 and encodes 405 amino acids. Gene Ontology annotation, molecular function: oxidoreductase activity, acting on paired donors, with incorporation or reduction of molecular oxygen; monooxygenase activity; iron ion binding.
AUGUCACAGCUCGUGCAAUAUGAGCCGUUUGUGGAUAACACGACAAAACUGUUCCUCAAACAAACCGAAAAAUUCUUUGUCAACAAUCCUGAGGGCUGCGACUUUACACGCUGGUUGCAGUUCUACGCCUUUGACGUCAUUGGAGAGAUUACAUAUACCAAACGCCACGGGUUCAUUGAGAAAAACGAGGACAUAGACGGGAUCGUUGCGUAUCUGUCAUGGCUCUUCCUCUAUGUGGCUCCGGUCGGACAAAUACCAUUCCUGGAUCUUCUCUUCCUGAAGAACCCCAUCUACCUGAAGUUGUCACAGUAUGGCCUGAUCGACUCUACAUUCCCCGUCGCCAAGUUUGCGCGCGCACGAAUGGCUGAGCGCCUGCCGGACAUUGUUGAGGGCAAAGGCCCCAUUCUACCGACCAAGGCCGAAAAACGCCCAGCGGCCGAUCUGCUCUCCAAGUUCCUCGCAGCCCAGGAGGCGCGCCCCGAGUUCAUGUCUGACACGCUUGUUCAGACAAUGGCUGUGUCCAUGGCCUUUGCCGGUUCGGAGACGACGGCUAUUUCACUCUCUGCCGUAUUCUACUAUCUUUUGCGCAACCCCGCCGCAUUGAAAAGCCUGUACGAGGAGCUGGACAACGCUGCCCACAAUGGUCAUUUCAGCGACAAUGAAACAGGCCUGGUGACGUGGCACGAGAGCCAAGGGCUGCCGUACCUCGACGCCUGUGUCAAAGAGGCCUUCCGUCUGCACCCGGCGGCCGGCCUGCCAUUAGAGCGCAUUGUCCCACCGGGCGGCACCGAGAUCGCGGGCCACUUCAUCCCCGGCGGCACCAUUGUCGGUUGCUCGGCCUGGGUCCUGCACCACACCAAGGAGGUCUUUGGUGACGACUCGGAUACCUACCGGCCUGAGCGCUGGCUGGUCGACGAGUCCAAGGUAGCGGCCGCCAAAGAGGACCAAAAGGCCGAGGUGCGUGAGCGCGAAGAGCUGCGCAUCAAGGAGAUGAACGGCAUGAUGCUGCAGUUUGGCAUGGGCUCGCGGACGUGCAUCGGCAAAAACAUUAGCCUGCUCGAGAUUUACAAAGUUGUUCCCAGUCUUCUGCGGAGAUUUGAAAUUGAUUUCGUUGACCCGAAGCAAGAGUGGAAGCUGAUCAACGCCUGGUUUGUGAAGCAGACCAACUUCUGGACGACUUUCAAGGUCCGGGAACUGGUCCGGCCUCAGUCGGCAUAG